GCACAGGAGCAACAGAUCUGAGCGCAUGCGCAUUUCAUUGUUUUGACUGAAAAUGCCGUCGGUUUCGAAAACGGCGGCCAAUGCGUCUCCUCAAACCGAGAAACCUACCCACUAUACAUAUUUGAAGGAGUUUCGGACAGAGCAGUGCCCCUUGUUCCUCCAGCACAAGUGUACGCAGCACAGACCCUUUACGUGCUUUCAUUGGCAUUUUCUCAACCAGCGAAGACGGCGACCCAUCAGACGUAGAGACGGGACAUUUAACUACAGCCCUGACGUCUACUGCACUAAAUACGACGAGACCACAGGAAUCUGCCCCGAUGGAGACGACUGUCCCUAUCUACACCGGACGACUGGUGACACCGAGCGCAAGUACCAUCUCCGCUAUUACAAGACAGGCACUUGUAUCCACGAGACAGAUGCUCGGGGGCACUGUGUGAAGAAUGGGCUCCACUGUGCAUUCGCUCAUGGGCCACACGACCUCCGGCCUCCUGUCUAUGAUAUCAGAGAGAUACAAGCACAAGAAGCUCUUCAGAAUGGACAGCUGGGAUCAGGUGAAGGCAUCCCCGACCUGCAGCCUGGUGUUUUAGCAAGUCAAGCUAUGAUUGAGAAGACCUUAACAGAAGACCCACGCUGGCAAGAUACCAAUUUUGUUUUAGCCAAUUAUAAAACAGACCAGUGUACUAAGCCCCCUAGACUAUGCAGACAGGGCUAUGCCUGUCCCCAUUACCACAACAGUAGAGAUCGAAGACGAAAUCCUCGAAAGUUCAAAUACAGGUCAACUCCGUGUCCAAAUGUGAAACAUGGAGAUGAGUGGGGUGAGCCUUCCAAGUGUGAUAGUGGAGACAGCUGUCAGUAUUGUCACUCUCGCACAGAGCAGCAGUUUCACCCAGAGAUCUACAAAUCUACAAAAUGCAAUGAUAUGAGGCAAACUGGAUACUGUCCCAGAGGACCAUUUUGUGCAUUUGCACAUGUAGAAAGAAUCCCCUCUACAGAAGAGACCAUGAGUUCUUUGCUAACAGCGAUACAGUCAAGCUCUCAGUCGCAGCUGGGCUCUCAGCAGUAUUCAGAAUGUCCCACCAGCGACUGGACCAGUGGGGGCAACUCCAGCACCCCCAGUAGCAACGGUGUAGGAAGUGUUUCAUGUUCAAAUAGCUCAACUUUAACUACCAGCUCAGAAAGCGACAGUUUGUUAUCCCCGGUCGGCUCCAUCAGCCGGCCCAAAUCUUUAACUAACAAUAGUUUAUGCUCAGAGUCCACCACAUCCAGUGUCUCAUCUCUGACGUCUAACUAUCCCAAAGCACCAGGCUUUGAACGUGAGGAUCAGAUUAAGAACAAGGGUCAAGGAGAGUCAAAACUGAUGGACCAAGAAAGGACACAAAAUACUGUAUUCUCAGCUGUAAACGCUUUGGCAUCCAGCUUUACCUCCAGUAUCACAUCUAGCUUAGCCUCCAGUAUUGGCUCAGAUAGUUCUUCACCCACCACCUUAUCCACCAUGAAUGCAAAAGCCACACCAUUCUACCCAGGGAGCAACACAGUGGAGUCUGUUAUAGGAUCUGCCCUAGACCUCAACUUUAGUGACAUCAAUGUUGCGUCUCUUGAUAAGGAGCUAGAAGAACAGGACCAUAAUUUGGGGUUGGGAGGUCGUCGCAUGCUCAGUGGAUCUGCUCCUGUUAACAUUCCUGGUUCUCUCGGGCGUUCGUCCUCAUUUAACUCUUCAUCCUCACUGUCCACUUCCCCUCUGAGUUCCCUCUCCCAUUCCCUGUCCCAGUCUCUCCUGUCUGCGGCAAUUAAUCAACAAAAUCAGCCUGCAGCCAUGUUGGCCAAGCAAGAGCAUGGUCUUCUAGGAACUCCAACUUCUUCUACUCAGAAUUUGGGGUUGAAUGGCGGCUCAAGCAGCAUUUGGGAUUUCGCAAGCGGCAAUUUCUCCCCUAGUCCAUCCCCUGUGUACAGCAGCCUGACCUCAGCAGCAGGCAGUGCAGAUGUGAACCGCCUCUUCAGAGAGUUGGAGGAAGCCAAGAGGAAGAUCAAACAAUGGGAAGAAACAUGGCACCAGGUCAAACAGGCCUGCGAAGCCUGUCAAAAAGAUGCUCAUGAAGCAAAGGAACAAGCAAAAACAGCUGAGGCGGAGCGGCAGCUAGCAGAGCAGAAGUGGGAGGAAACCGAACGCAAGCUGAAGGAGCUCCAAGGGGACUUUGACGUACUCUGCCGCACGCCGGGAACGCCUCUCCUGCGCAGCUACGGAGAGCUCGAGCAACUCCCUUUGUCUAAGCUCCACUCCCUCAAGAGUCAACUGCGCAAUGACCUAGACCUAAUAGACGGGGUAAUAUAUCAGCUUCAGUCAAAGAAAUGUAUAGUUUGCCAAAAGCAUGAUCGUUGCGUUGUUCUGCAGCCUUGCCAACAUUAUGUACUAUGUGAGAACUGUGCGUCUAGUAAAGCCGAAUGCCCCUACUGUAGAACAAAAAUAUUAAAAUGGUGAUAUACAAUUAAUCGAGGUACUAUUUAAAAACCUAGCUCUUUGAAAACUACUAAUGUAUAUUUACACUUUAUAUACAGUAUAACAAUGUCAGUUUUCUACAAUUAAUAAUUUUAUUUGAUAUUAAAUGAUGUUUGACUGAUGGUGUUUUCAAAGACAUUUAACUUUUGCCUGUUUUAUGUGUACUUCACCCAAUUUAAUCUUUUACAUAAAAAGCCAUAGAACAAAUUUCCUUACAAAAUGCAAUAUUACAUUUGACACUAAACUAAUAAAUGGUUAUGCACUCAUUACAGUUAUUAUGAUUUAUGUACAGAAUUUAAAGUACUUGUUCUAUUCUAUUGCCUUUUCAUUGUUGUAUAAAUUGUACAAAUAAUGGCACUCAGCAUAAUCUUAUCCAAAUGCACUUCUGAUUUCACUUUGAUUGUAUUUUGUAGUUGAGAUAAAUGUGCAAAACGUUUGAUUAUUUUGAAAUGGACUGUCAUAUUAUUAGUAAUUUAUAAAAUACAUUCUCAUACUGUUUUUUUUGUUUUUUUUUAUUCACAUUUUGUCCCAUGGAAAAUUUGAAAAACCUUUACCAGCACACUGGUAGACAUAAAAUGGGCAAAAGAAAUACAAGAACUAUAUACAAUUUUCCAUGAAACAAGUAGUUAUAUUUAUUUGAAUGUAAUGUAAAUGAACAUGUCAAGGCAGUUAUUUAAUGAUGGUUAAUGAGACAUUACAUGUUAGUUAAUGUGGGGUUUCCUCUUAAAUUUGUGUAGACUUUUCAAACACACUCAUUUUAAAAAGCCAUUCAGUCAGCCAUCAUAAUAUUGACCAACUCUCUGAAGAACCUUGUUUUCUUAUUAAAGCACUUUGUUAAUGUGGGACUAUGUUAAGGGUUUAGAUAUUUGCUUUAAGCUGCUUUUUAGGUAUUCUUUUGUGUCUUUUGUAGAUUUAUACUUUUUUCUAUAAGCUAUUGUCUGAAGCUUUUGUGUGUACUGUGAAAGUAAUUAGAUUUUUUUUUGUUUUUAUGUUUUCUAUUAGUAAAUCAUGGCAUGGUUCUACAUAUUAAGAUUUCAUAGAACGUACUACAUAGUUUAUAAUGCUUUUUCAUAGAUUUUUAAAUUUUCAAUCAAAUAAGUGCAAAUUUACAAUGCAUAUUAGGCAUAACCAGCAGCUGUAAUAUCAGUAAGGCACAUUUUACAUGUUAAGGCUGUUAUUCAAUCAUUUAGUUUAGUUGUGUAAAGAUUUCUAUAGCCUAUCUAUUAGAGAGCAUGUAUUAGCUGCCGAAUAUGGCAAGUUUUUUAUAUAUAACUAUAAUAGCCUCCUGACCUUGAAUAGAACAUAUUUCAAAAGUGCCUUGCCUUAGUUCUAAAUGAAAUAAAUGUACAUGGUGAAGCAAACACAAAUAGUUGAAGCUUGUGCACAGGUCUCUGCAAAUAACAUGUUUAUAGAGAAAAAAAAAACAAAACGGUAAUUUGGGCAAUUGCAUCCAGUGUCCGAGUUAAAGAUCAUUGUAAACAGACAUUUGCCAGUGCCUGUGUCCUGACUUUGACCCUUUUCAAGAGCCCCCACCUUCGCCCCAAAUCCAUUCCUAGGUCGUGGUGCUCUUUUGGUGCAGCUUCAGUCAAGUUAGUUUUUACAAUUCAAUUUCGGGAGUAUGCAAAUAGAGUAUAGCAACAUCUAUAAAUGGUUUUUAAACAGUUGACAGCUGUAAUUGUAACAUAUUUCAGCAUUGAAUGAAGAAUUGUGUGUUAACUUGUAACAUUUUACAUAGACCUUGUGCAUAGUCUAAUUGAAAUGACCUUCUACUGUGUUUAUUCUUGCUUUAAAUUCAAUAGAACAUUUAUCUCCAGGUAUACCUUUUGCUUCUUAUAACUAUAGGAAGAUGUAUUGUUUACAUUCACUCAAAUGACAAGUACACAACUCAGAGGACAUAUGUAAAGGCUAUGGUAUUUUCGCAUAUUACUGAUUACAAUACAUCAUUAAGCAGGCUAAGCACUUCUGGUAUUGCAUGUUAUGCGAUAUAAUAACCAGCUAUGUGUUAUAAAAAGAAAAAAAAAGUUAAAAAUAAUCGCACUGUGUCACACUGCCAGAAUAUUUGUAUGGAGUUAUUUUUAGAGUAGUUACGGCUUACAUUUUCAGCAAGCUUUGCUGCUUCUGGAAAAAAGGUAUUAUUGUAGUUCUUGUAAUACAUUUAGAUGUUUGAAUGUUGUGCAUCCACAGCUCAGAUUCCACAAACUAUGAAAAAUAUGAUUGUUAUUCUGUGUAAUGCGUCUGUUUGAGUACAAUGGCUUAGAAUGAUGUCAUAGACCUGUUCUGCUCUAGAUGAACCCUUUUCGAGUAAUUCAAAGUUAGUGUGUAUUUGUUGCGUUGUUUCCCUGUAAAGCUGUUCGCAGGGUCUUUUGGUCAACGUUUUUGCCCGUGAAGCCAACUAAAUUAAUGAUGUCUUUUGUGAAUUUCUCAAAACAAACCAAAGUGGUGUUCAAGUAGCUCUGUAAUCUGAAGAUUUUGACCGCAGGUCAGAGGGGAGAGGUCAAGGGCAGCUCUGUUUGUAUAAGUCUAGGAAUGUUUUGAUUGGAUCUUACUGUCAAAUGCAAUGUGCCAGGAGACAGCCUUUAAAAGUAAGAGUUAUGCCACUGGCUUAUGUUAUUGGACUUGCAGUUUUACCAAAGACCUGUAAUAUUCCUUUCUUUGCAUUGCAUUUCAUGAAUUUUAUUUGUGGCAAAUCUAAUUUGGAGUAAAUCACCUAGUACCUUAAUUGAGACUAGUUAAAAUUUCUAUCCUUAUAGUUUGAGUUCAUCAAAAGCAUGUGUCAGAUUGCCACAAAAGUGUAUUGUACAUUUCAUUUCAGUUAGGUUUAAAUACAGUGGUGUAAGUGGCAGAUUUGAGCACACAGACAUGCUGACCUUAUGCGGUUAGAGUGGUUAACUGUCUAUAGUGAAGAAAUAUGAAUGACAUUUAUUUAUCUAGAGUGGCCAUAUAAACUUCAAUACUGUACCAUAUUGAAGUUAAUUUGUUGGUUGGCUUUACAGAACCUAUUCUCAUUUGUUUCUGAUGUAUAGCAUUUUCUGCUGUUUUAAUUGGCCUACAGUGACUGUAAGGUGCUCUUUUAUCUGACUGCGUUUCCAUGUCCUCAAGCUGUGGUCCAAAUUGGUUCUCUAUAUUGUAAAGUGAAACGGGGCAUAUGAUUGUGAUGAGCAUCAAUGGCAGAUACAGACAAAAUAAAAGAUAAAAAUGGACUAUUACGAAUGUGGAAAACGGUGCAAAAAAAACUUUUCAUAGAUCUUUUCAAAGGACCAAUUACCCAUAACUCUUAGAUUGUGCCUUGUUUGAAAUUUUGCUUUUAUAUUGAUUAAAUACUAUUAUAGUUGGAGUCAGUUAGAAAAAAAAAAAUCAGAAUAAAAGACUCAGUGCCUUAAAAUGUGUGAUUCUAAAAAUGUGACAAUGCCCCCUUUGCAUUAUGACCACUUAAGAUAAGGCCUAAUUUAGAUUUUUUUUUAAGGAAAAACUGGUGAAGAAAUAUCUGGCGCAGUCUGUAUUUGCCAUGCCAUAAAAACAGCAAUACAUAACUUACAGAGUUUGAUUUCAAUUAGGAGACAAAAACAAUUGUCCUUAAGAAAAGCACCAAAUGGUGGGAAUUUUGUAAAUGAACUGUAAUUGAUGUAUCGUUAUGAUCUGCAGCAGAAUAGCUGAUUCUAUUUUGCAUUAUUGUUAGUUAGUUAGUUGUUAUGUUGUCUUUUUGUUUUUAAUAUUAUAAAAUGGAGCCUAAAACAUUUAUGCAAUCUUGUACAUGUUUAUGAGUAUAAUGUAUGAAGCUGUUCAAAUUAAGUGAAAAUAUUGCAGGUGUUGUCAGACAGAAUACUUUUAAAAUGGAAACAAAUGUUCCAUAUUGUUUAGGAUUUUUUUUUGCGUUGAAGCCCUAAAACAUUGAAUGUAUUGUUCUAAAUUAGAUAUUUAAAUAAUAGGUCACUGGAAUAUUACAGAGCGCAGUAAAUUCAUUAUGAUGUAGCAUUUAGUUGUGAACUGCUAUUAAAUAAAAAUUUAUUAGAAAUAAAGUUUUCACGUUUCUAUUUGUCAGUUUAGAAAAAAAAAAAGUAUUUUUCAUGAAUAUACAGCAAUGAUGAUGCAGAAUAUGUAAUGUGUAACAAAUUAGCAUUUCAAUAAAUUUAAUGCAAGUGGGUAAAGACAAUGUUUAUUUGUAACAAACUAUGGAUAUGUUGGAAAUACUUUGAUUAUUGUAGAAAUAACUGUUGGUAUAAUGCGAUGUUUUGUGUUGUGAACACAAAAUAGGUGCAAGUUUUAGGAUAUUAGAUAUUGCUUUUCUACAUCAAGGGUUGUGUAUGGCAUAUUCUCUGUAGUGUAUUACUAGUUUGUUAACACUUGAUAUUUGUUACACUACAGUUAUGCAAUGGUUUACAGAAUUCUAUCAUAUUGACAAUUAAAAUAAGUUUUCAUCUGAAA
Molecule: messenger RNA, 6916 nt
Organism: Periophthalmus magnuspinnatus
Lineage: Eukaryota; Metazoa; Chordata; Actinopteri; Gobiiformes; Gobiidae
Gene: unkl
Product: unk like zinc finger
Exons: 16
Coding region: 53-2476 (807 amino acids)
Molecular function (GO): metal ion binding
Source: RefSeq, a predicted model, not a curated record